Saccostrea echinata is the source of this 1963-nucleotide messenger RNA. Its product is annotated as snake venom 5'-nucleotidase-like. Gene Ontology annotation, molecular function: hydrolase activity, acting on ester bonds; nucleotide binding; metal ion binding. NCBI's taxonomy places the organism in Eukaryota, Metazoa, Mollusca, Bivalvia, Ostreida, Ostreidae. Gene Ontology annotation, biological process: nucleotide catabolic process. Bases 176 to 1906 code for a protein of 576 amino acids. The record is from RefSeq and is a predicted model, not a curated record. The transcript has 9 exons.
GCUGCAUUACAGAGUCAAUAAGGACCAAGUGUUCUGCUUUUCGUUUACACAAGUCCUAUCUUGAGAUUAUCUACCGAGAUUUGUCAACAGGUGCCCCUGUGUUGUAGGGUUGAUAUUUCAUUACUUGUAGUCUUUAAACCAGGUAGGAAGUACUAUCAUUGGAUCCCGGACCAUAAUGUUUGUACAGCAGUUCCUGUGUUUAAUUUGUCUUCUGAAAUGCACCACUGUCGUCUUUUCCUACAAUCUUGUCAUUGUUCAUACAAACGACGUCCAUGCUCACAUUGAGGAAAUGAACAAAUAUACGAGUGCAUGUAAACCCGAUGACGAGAAAAAGGGAGAGUGCUAUGGCGGAGUUGCACGAAGAUUUACGAAGAUUAAUGAGAUCCGGGGCCAGGAUCCGGACCACACCCUUCUGUUGGACGCUGGGGACCAGUAUCAGGGAACAUUAUGGUUUAAUAUUUACAAAGGGAGAGAAGCCUCUCGGUUCAUGAACGAAAUGAAGUACGACGCUAUGAGCCUGGGAAAUCAUGAAUUUGACAAAGGUGUUGUGGGACUUAUUCCUUUCAUGGAAAACGUUUCUUUUCCAAUAGUCUGCUGUAAUCUUGACACGACCUAUCAGCAGAACAUGGAAGGACUCUUCAAUUCAUCGGUAAUCAUAGAUAAAGGUGGCAAAAAGAUCGGCAUCAUUGGAUACCUCAUAGAGGAAACUGCCUUUAUAUCUAACCCAGGGAAUCAUCUGCGCUUUAAAGACGUCAUUGAAUCUGUCAAAAACGAAGUCCAACGAAUCAAAUCUCAAGUAGACAUUUUAAUAGGACUCGGCCAUUACGGUUAUGGAAAUGAUGUGAAACUAGCAGAGGCCGUGCCCGACCUUGACAUCAUUAUUGGGGGACAUACUCAUACGUUCUUGUACAAUAUGACAGGACCCUUUCCCUCUAAUGAUAACCCCGAAGGACCUUAUCCGACAAUAGUUAACCACGGCACAAGGAAAACAUUAAUAGUACAAGACUACUUUGCUGGAAAAUAUCUAGGAUUCAUCAACGUUACGUUCGACUCUAGCAAUGAUGUAGAAUCCUGGACUGGUUUGCCGAUUCUACUGGACAACUCAACUUUACAAGAUCCUCAUAUAUUAGCGGAGGUAAAGGAUAUGAGUAAGUUGCUGGAAACAGAGAAACAAAAAAUAGUGGGAUAUUCGUCUGUGUACUUGGAAGGAGACUCAAAGAUAUGUCGUUUAAUGGAAUGCAAUCUUGGAAAUCUUAUAACGGAUGGAAUGGUCAGUUACCAUUCAAGAAACAUCCCAAUGAAUAACUCUUGGAGUAAUGCUGCCAUUGCAAUUCUUAAUUCUGGUGGAAUACGUGCACCAAUCGAAAGUGGAAAUAUAUCCCGAGGAGACGUGCUGACAACAAUGCCGUUUGGGAACAGUGUGGAUCUUAUUAAUCUCCAAGGAAAGUAUCUGAGACAGGCACUGGAGCAUUCUGUGGAGCGAUAUGACAGGCUUAAUAGAGUCGGGGCUUUCCUUCAACUCUCAGGACUGAGAGUAACUUACGACCUGUGUAAACCCGCUGGACAGAAAGUCGUCUCUGUUUACACACGAUGCAGGAAGUGCCCUGUUCCAAAGUAUUCUCCUUUAGAUGACAGUAAAAUAUACACUAUCGUUACUCUUGAUUUCGUCAUUCGGGGAGGAGAUGGAUAUCAAGUCAUUAAGGAUCAUCAUACAGAUCACCAGCGAUACAAUAACAUCGACAGCGAUGUCUUCACAACAUAUCUCCAAUCACACAGUCCAAUAAUUAAAGGAGAAGAGGGAAGGAUAACUCUGUUAGAAGACUGUACAAGUAGUGGAAGAGUUGUCAAACCUAACACGUUCUUAUUUCUUUUAAUUAUAUUAUAUAUUUUUGUUACAUUUAGAUAAAUUUGCCAGAUCAUCUCAUUGUUAUAGAUAUAUUUUGAGUGAAAACUACAUUUGUAU